Motacilla alba alba is the source of this 3442-nucleotide messenger RNA. It is a transcript of the gene ARL11, whose product is annotated as ADP ribosylation factor like GTPase 11. The transcript has a single exon. Lineage: Eukaryota; Metazoa; Chordata; Aves; Passeriformes; Motacillidae. The coding region runs from base 714 to 1319 and encodes 201 amino acids. Gene Ontology annotation, biological process: intracellular protein transport; vesicle-mediated transport. The record is from RefSeq and is a predicted model, not a curated record. Gene Ontology annotation, molecular function: GTP binding; GTPase activity. Gene Ontology annotation, cellular component: cytoplasm.
UAUGGAUUUUUGCCCCAGGAAUGGCAUUUUGACUCAUUGUAUUUCAGUAAGAUUUAAAAAAACAUGCUUGUGUGCAUUUUUAAAAAUUGCUAUUGUUACCAUUUGCACAAAAGGUGGUAAAAGCUGAUGAUACAAUGAUUUGUUUUGUACUUUUUAACAUAAGACUGGCAGAAAAAUCGUCUUGUUGCUCAAGAGGCUUUAAAUCCCCACCCUUGAGCUGUGAUUCAGCAAAUUCCUGGAGUAACCGUGGUCUGAAGCCCGGGUUCCUCCUUGUCCUGUCCUGCCGGGGGUGGAUUUCUCCCAGACAAGCCAAUGAACAGAAGCUCAUUUAUUUAUGUAUGUGGUGAGGAGGAAACUUACUGCACGGUCUCCCCACCUCUUCCUGCAAAAUGUUAGCUCUCUUUCGCACCAAUCGCUUCGGGUCCCGAAUGAAAAGGAGUGGCAGCAGCAGAGCCGGGGUGUAGAAGCUGCUGUUGUGAACAUCACUCUCUGGCUCUGCUGCACACCUCAUACAUAAAUAAUCGCUCUCGCCUCAUUUGAGCUACAGAGAGCAGCAAAAGCCGCCUGCCCGCAUCUUCCUUCGGCAAACCUAGGGUGCUCUUUCGGAGAGGCAGGACUGAGCCCUCUGUUAAUGACCGACAUCAUCGAGGAAAUACGCUUGCUUGCUUUUUUUUUGGCUGCAUUUCCCACCCCCCCCCACCGGAGGUAUCUUGAUGGGGAAGCUGAUCUCCAAAGGCUGGCGGAAAAGAGAUGCUCGAGUUAUCAUGCUGGGGCUCGACUUUGCUGGCAAAUCCACCCUUCUGUACAAACUGAAGAGCGGCCAGGCUGUGGAGACAUGCCCCACGGUGGGAUUCAACGUGGAGUCUCUGAAAACACCCUGUGGCGUAUCCUUCACCCUCUGGGAUGUUGGCGGACAAGACAGCCUGCGGGCCAGCUGGCCUAACUACCUGGAGGACAUCAACACCCUCAUCUUCGUGCUUGACAGCACCGACACGGCCCGGCUGGCCGAAGCAAUGGCAGCACUGGAGGAGGCCCUGAGCCACCCCGGCAUGGCUGGCAUCCCUGUGCUCCUUCUGGCCAACAAGCAGGACGCGCCGGGAGCGCUGGCUCCAGCCGAGCUGGGGGAGAUGCUGCAGCUGGGGGGGCUGGCAAGGCACCGCUGGAUGCUUCGCGGGUGCAGUGCCCACACUGGCCAGGGCCUACAAGAAGUCCUGGCCCUCCUGGGAAUGCUGCUGCGGGGCUCGCGGCAGAGCUCCCUAUCCCAGGAGCAGCCCAUCAUGAGGCUGGCAGAAAGGAGGCAAGCUCCAGAGCAAACCUGACCCUCACGUGGAUCUCUCCUUCUCACAGCUGCCAGCAGCUUUGUCACGGAGGAUUCCAGCCUCCAGGCACCCCUACAAGGAGCAGAGCUGCAGCUGGCACACUCUGUGAAACACCCAGCUCCUCACCACCAAAACCCACCAGGAGGAUCUCUGAGCAAAACUCCCAUCAUGAAGCAGUUCUGGCCACAUCUCUUGGACUCUCAUCUCUGGCUGCAGCUUGUCCCACUGUCAGCAGGUUCCACUCAUCCGCUGCACUUGUGUGUCCAGAGGUUUUAGCAAGGAUGCUUUUUAACAUCUGAGAAUUUUAACAGAGAUGUGUGCAAGGAACAGAAGUUUUCUUCAUUUUGCAUCUCUCAGCCCAGAUAUCCAGAUGGGAUGAUCCCCACACAGGGGGAGCUUGGAUGUGCCCCAUGCUGCUCCUCUCUCAGCAUGGAUCACACGUUCAUUAGCUGGGAACUCAGGAAAGCACUGAAAGGAAUGGCUGAAAGGGAGCAGUGUAAGCUCAGAACAUCAAAUGGCCAAGCAACUAAUUGGUUUUAGUGUGGCAUUUCCAAGUAUAAUAAUCUUCAAGCCAUGAAAGCAAGCUGGGAUUUGAUGGUGUAACGCAGUUUGAGGAUGUGUGUGUAUUAAUUUAUGCAUUUCUUGUAAUGGUUCUUUCUUUCUCCAUUCAUCAUUUUUAUCAAAGAAUUAUUUAAUGAAAGUGGUCCCUCAUUUUCCUUGGAUUAUGUUUAAAUAUAAAGAAAUCAGACAUGACUUUAAGAUGCUUGAAAAUACGUUGCCAUGGCCAGUCAACCUCUAAAUAUCCUCAUGGUGGCCUGAACAGCCAAGACAAAACCCUGUCUCUCAGACUUUUGAAACUGCAUGAGACCACUCCGCAGGCAUUGGUUGGUAACCAUGGGCACUUCUGGGCACAGGCAGGUUGGUGACCAAAGGUGUCUCCACACUCAGCUGUGUUCAGGGCAAAUGAAAACACCCGUGGCAGCUCACAACAGGACCAGGUCCCAUGUGGCAGUGGUGGUCUUUGUCCAAUCUUGCUCAACCUACCAUUGGAAAGAUCUAUAAAAUGUGUAUCCAAGAUUCUCUGAUCCAGAGUUAAAAUUAAAAUAUUUCAUAGUAGCCCCUGCUUCAUUAUGAAAUGAAAGGGGGAAGGGGAGGGAUAGGAUACAACAUUUUUAUUUCUAUUUUCCAUUUCUGUUUCUAUUCAGAAAUCAGCGGCUUUCAAGGAACAGAAUACUCAGCCUAGAAGGAGAAAUUCAUGGCAAAAUCCUCCUCUGUUCAUACCAGAGCAUUUUACAGUUGUUAAGGAAUUAAUUGUCCAGCUACUCCUGGUGCUGUUAUUAGCUGCACUUCAUAGAAGGCAGCAGCUGGAACAGAGAGCUCAAACAAUCACGAAGAAGCAGAAUCAGACAUUUAUAGGAAGGUCUCAAUAAAAGAAUCCUACCCAACUGUUUUAGCUGCAUUAGUGUAGAGCUACUACAUGCUAUAAAACAGUGCUGCAGCGUUGAUGUGACCUAAGCAGCCACAGUUAUGAGAGUAUUUAAACUGCACUGAAGCAUAUAAUUAAUUCUAUGACCUGUGUGCAUGGUGAGGAGGACAAAAAGCACGUCUUCAAGUCUUUGCAGGUGACAUUAGUUGGUUGAUCCACCUCCAGCUUGUUGCAGGUGGUCAUUUUUUGUCUCUAGCACGCAAGACUCCAACACAUCUGUUGGCCAUUUUGGACAUGAGUUCUAGAGGCACAACAUAAAAGGCUCCAUGCUGCAUUGCCAUGCCAAAAAAAACUUGUCCUUGUUGAGUUUGCUGGUGUUUUGGUCUUGUGUCUCACAUGGCACAAAACAGAGAAUUGUGCAUUAAGGUAAAUUCAAGAGAGACUGAAAGGCUUCUUGAUGUGAAGGUGAUGUCUUACUCCUAAGUGCCCUUGAUGCCUGCAUUUGACUCAUUUGACUCUACAGGAUUGUCUGCUGUUAGUAAAAAGAGGCACUGAAACCUUCCCAUUUUCCUCUGUGUGUUUUCUCAGCUCUUUAAAAAGAUAAAAAAUAGGCUUUUCUGGCAGCAAAUAGAGGUAACCGUCAGCCUUUGGCAGACAUCAAUUAAAAAUGAAAACAGCAAGGUGAGAAGUGGGGAAG